Menidia menidia (Atlantic silverside) is the source of this 2513-nucleotide messenger RNA. The record is from the annotation of a GenBank genome assembly. NCBI's taxonomy places the organism in Eukaryota, Metazoa, Chordata, Actinopteri, Atheriniformes, Atherinopsidae.
GGCCACUUCCGGCUAUAUGACGACUACGGCGUUGAUACAAAAAGAGAGAAGGAAAACACAAGGAAAAUACCUUUCUUGGCGAGAACGGCGGAAACUUAACCUUGGCGGGCAGAUUGUAAUGAAAGACUCAUUUAUGUGGCGACAUAACUAACUGGUGAUAGUAAAUCAGCGUCGCUGGAAAGCGUGGCGAAAGACCGCUGAUAUUUGGAGUUUAUUGUUCUUAGCUUGCUCUCCCCAGCUAAGCUAUUCCUGUGUUCCCUGCGCUACGUAGCCGAGGAAGCUAACGUUGGCUAACGCUGGAUCCCAACACGGUGUGUGUUUUUAACUCUCAGUUUAGCGAACGGCGUGAAAGAACAUAGCCCGGUUCAUACGUUGAGUUUGCCGUUGGACUCCGCUAUCUUCUCCUAGCUCAGUGGCUUCAGUUGGGCGAGAAUGGCAACGUCGGCUCUGUACGCCUGUACGAAGUGUAACCAGCGGUACCCGUUUGAGGAGCUGUCGCAGGGCCAGCAGCUGUGCAAGGAGUGUCGCAUCGCACACCCAAUAGUGAAGUGUACAUAUUGCAGAUCUGAGUUUCAGCAGGAAAGUAAGACAAACACAAUCUGCAAGAAAUGUGCCCAGAACGUCAAACAGUUCGGAACUCCCAAACCCUGUCAGUACUGUAACAUCAUAGCAGCUUUCAUCGGAACAAAGUGCCAGCGCUGUACUAACUCAGAGAAGAAGUAUGGACCUCCACAGACCUGCGAACAGUGCAAACAGCAAUGCGCCUUCGACCGCAAGGAAGAGGGCAGAAGAAAGGUGGACGGAAAGCUGCUAUGCUGGCUGUGUACUCUGUCCUAUCGCCGUGUCCUGCAAAAGACUAAAGAGCAAAGGAAGGGCUUCGGCUCCUCUAACUCCUCAUCCCUGAAUGAGAAAGACCAUCACUCCAGAUCACACCAUCAUCACCACCACCAUCACCACAGACACAGCGGUUCUCACCACAAACUGAGUGGGAGCCUGAGUCCUGAGCAGGAGCCAGGACUGUGGAAACAGAGCCAUAAAUCGUCUUCAAUCCAGAAGGAGACUCCAAAGAAAAAACCAAAACUGGAGCUGAAGCCAUCAAAUGGGGACAGUAGUUCCAUCACUCAAUCAAUGGACUCUGGUGGAACAGACAACUUCAUCCUCAUCAGCCAGCUGAAAGAGGAGGUGAUGUCUCUGAAGAGACUUCUCCAGCAAAGGGAUCAGACCAUCCUCGAGAAGGACCGAAAGCUCACAGAGCUCAAAGCGGACUUUCAGUACCAGGAGUCAAAUAUGAGAGUGAAGAUGAACCAAAUGGAAAAGUCACAUAAGGAGGCUAUGGAGCAACAACAGUCGAAGAACAGGGAGUUGAUGAAACAAGUUGCCGCCCUUUCAAAGGGAAAAAAGUUUGACCGGACAGGAAGUUCUCUGUUGUUGCCCUAACAAUAGGCCGGCCAACGGGUAAUGACACAGAGCGGUUUCAUUUCAGUAACACUGUGAAAGUCUCCCACCUGUGUUACCUCAUUGCCAUCAACAUCAAUUUCGUUUGAAUUGGUGAAACCAGAGGCCAUGUUGUACAUGGAAAGCGUCAAAUCGGGGGCUGAAAAAAAUGUAUAAAUGUCACAGAUUUUAGAUAUAUUAUGGCAUCUUUCUGCCCCCAAAACCAUAGGGUGUGACUUUUGAUGGCGUGGAGGAUGGAGCCCACAUGUUUUCUUUCUUUCCUUUUUUUUUUGUUUGUAUGUUUAUAUCACUGCCGGGCCAAAACAAAAAGCAUGGUGUGCUCAUGUGGAGAGCAUUCUGGUGACUCAGCGUAUCCACUUGAUUUUUAUGUAUGUCAUGCAUUUAUUUAUUCAACUGUAUUUCUUAGCUUUUUUAUUUCCUCACAACAUACUUAAACUAUCCAAAAUUUUGGGGGUUUCUUUAAUAGCAGUCAGUUAUAUUUUUCUAAACGGAUGCGGUUGUUGAGGAAACGCUCUCCUUAACAGAGACCGUGUGCAACUUUACAAUGUAUGCAAAUGCCGGACCGGUUACCACUCAGCUGCCGCUCGACAGUGGAGAUGUAUCAGCGACGACUCGGUCAACGAUGGGUGAGCAAUCUGAGUAGCCCUCAGACCGACUGGGCAGCCCUCUUUCUCACUGUGUGGCAGCUGGAGUGCUUUUGCUGUUCUCUUUAGUGGAACGAUUGUAACAUUGCAUGAUUUUACUGCCAGAUAACGGGUGGCGUUGUGGUCAAACAUCUUUUUCCUCCCCCUUUUAUUUAGUUUUUUAAGAAUCAUUGUAAAUGCAUUUCUGGGGUCAGCCAUUAUAUUUAAACUGUUGCUUGUAUCUGUUUUAGUGAGUACAGUAUGUGUAUGGUGAGGCCAGUUGAAAUUAACUUGUCUGUAGAAGAUGCUUUUUAAAGAAACACACUUAUCACUCUACAUCACUGGGCUGGUUUCAUACUGUGGCGUUCAGGAUCACUUUUGUACUUUUUUCCAAUCUCAAGUGUUUAAAACUAUUAAAACUGGCUAAACUGUUUA